Messenger RNA from Sclerotinia borealis F-4128, 918 nucleotides. Lineage: Eukaryota; Fungi; Ascomycota; Leotiomycetes; Helotiales; Sclerotiniaceae. The record is from the annotation of a GenBank genome assembly.
AUGGCUCCUCAAGUGGCAUGGAUUGGUAUUGGAAACAUGGGCAGAGGCAUGUGCAAGAACCUCGUAGAGAAAGGCCAACUCGAUAAACCCCUCAUAAUAUUCAACCGCACAACAAAGCGCGCAAAGGAACUUAGCAAGUCACUUCCUUCCGGGAAAUCAACCGUCUCUUCUUCCAUUGCAGAUGUUGUGUCCAAGUCCGAUAUCAUCUUCACAUGUGUAGGUGAUGAUGCUGCUAUUAAUGAGACAAUCGAUGCAGCUAUCAAAAAUGGCGCAUCGGGAAAAUUAUUCGUCGAUUGUUCGACUGUUCAUCCAGACACUACGGAAGGAUUGGCAAAGAAGAUUGGUGCUGCGGGGGGAGACUUCGUUGCAUGCCCAGUUUUCGGUGCCCCUGCUAUGGCAGAUAAUGGACAGCUCGUCUGCGUACUUGCUGGGCCAAAAGAAAGCGUAGAGAAAGUGAAGCCUUACACCAAAGGAGUUAUUGGGAGAGCUAUCGUCGACUUCGGCGGACAACCAGUAGGAAAAGCCACAUUACUGAAAGUCAUUGGAAAUACCUUUAUUCUCAAUAUGGUUGAGACUCUUUCGGAGGGUCACGUUCUUGCAGAGAAGUCAGGCUUGGGCAAUGAUAACCUCCAUCAGUUCAUCGAAACAAUGUUUCCAGGUCCAUAUGCCGCUUAUUCAGGUAGAAUGUUAUCGGGCGAUUAUCACAAACGGGAAGAACCAUUAUUUGCAGUCGACUUAGCCAGGAAGGAUGCAAGACAUGCGAUGGCAUUGGCAAAGAGUGCCGGUACUCGUUUGAAGGACGUCGAAGUCGCAGACGCUCAUUUGGAGCAAGUGAAGAAUCACCAGGGGGCAGCUGGCGACAUUGCUGCCAUUUAUGGAGCAGUUAGACAAGAGGCUGGUCUGAAAUUUGAAAAUUAG